UUCUGGGUCAGGCUGUGGUUUGGAUUUACAGUAAGCCGUUGUGUUCCUCCACUCUUCCCUCCUCCUCCUCCUCGCGCCAAGCCCCGCCCCUCAGGGGCGCCGCGCGACGCUGCCGUUAGGAGGCGGGAGGAGCGGACGCCGCCUCAGCAGUCAGUCAGUCCACAGCUUCUGCGGGCGCGAGAGACAGAGGGAGAGCGAGCGCGCGCGCGUGUGGGAGAGAAAGGCUGGCUGACUGACUGACUGACUGGGCAGGGGAUACUCUCGACAGCAGCCCCCUUCCUUCCUUCUUUCCUUCGCUACUUCCUCCUUUCCUUCCUUCCCUGCCGUCCUUCCCUUCCUCCUCAGCCUCCCGCCGCCGCCGCCCUGGGGCCGGGCGGGCGAGCGGGGCCUGGCGGCGGCGCUUGGAUGCCUGGAGCCCGCGGCAGAGAGCCAGCCCCUCCGAGCCCGCCAUGGGCUGCUGCGGGAGCGCCGCCUCGCAGAGUUCCAAGCGAGAGUGGAAGCCCCUGGAGGAUCGAAGCUGCACAGAUAUCCCAUGGCUGCUACUAUUCAUUCUCUUUUGCAUUGGCAUGGGUCUUAUUUGUGGCUUUUCAAUAGCAACUGGAGCAGCUGCAAGAUUGGUUUCAGGAUAUGACAGUUAUGGAAAUAUCUGUGGACAGAAGAAUGUAAAAGUAGAAGGAAUAGAAAACAGUGGCUUAGACCUCACAGAAAAAAAGUAUGUGUUCUUUUUGGAACCCUGCAACGUAGACCUGGUAAAACGGAAGAUCAAAUCUAUAGCUCUCUGCGUGUCAGCAUGUCCACAGAGCGAACUGAAAACUUUGGCUGAUGUUCAGAAAUUCGCAGAUAUGAAUGGUUCUACUUUAUGUAGCUAUGAACUAAAGCCAUCUGAAUACACUACAGAUCCAAGGGCUGAUAAGCUUUGCCCCAAGCUCCCAGUUCCAGAGAGUGCACCUAUUCCAUUCUUCCAUCGCUGUGCUCCUGUGAACAUUUCCUGCUAUGCCAAGUUUGCAGAGGCCCUGAUCACCUUUGUCAGUGACAGUAGUGUCUUGCACAGGCUGAUUAGUGGAGUAAUGACCUGCAGAGAGAUUAUAUUGGGACUUUGCUUGUUAUCACUAGUGCUUUCCAUGAUUAUGAUGGUGAUAAUCAGAUAUAUCUCAAGAGUACUUGUUUGGAUCUUAACAAUACUUGUUGUACUAGGAUCACUAGGUGGCACAGGAGUAUUGUGGUGGCUGUAUGCUAAGCAGAAGACUCCCAGUGACACUCUUACUGUUGAUCAACUUCAAAUAGCCAAAGACAAUCGCCAGGCCCUCUUGAUCUAUGCCAUUGCAGCUACUGUCUUCACAGUUAUUUUACUGCUGAUAAUGUUAGUUAUGCGUAAACGAGUAUCUCUCACAAUUGCCUUGUUCCACGUGGCUGGAAAGGUCUUCAUUCACCUGCCACUGCUCGUCUUCCAGCCAUUUUGGACUUUUUUUGCCCUCAUGCUUUUCUGGGUAUAUUGGAUCACAGUCUUGCUCUUCCUAGGUACCACAGGUAGCCCGGUCAAAAAUGAGCAGGGCUUUGUGGAAUUCCGAGUUGCAGGCCCACUGAGGUAUAUGUGGUGGUAUCAUGUUGUGGGUUUAGUCUGGAUCAGUGAAUUUAUCCUUGCCUGUCAGCAGAUGACUGUAGCAGGAGCUGUUGUGACGUAUUAUUUUACAAGGGAAAAAAGAAAUUUGCCAUUCACACCUAUUUUGGCAUCUGUCAAUCGCUUGAUCUGUUACCACCUAGGGACUGUGGCGAAAGGGUCUUUCAUUAUUACCUUAGUGAAGAUUCCACGGAUGAUACUAAUGUAUAUUCAUACGCAAGUCAAAGGAAAAGAAAAUGCCUGUGCUCGAUGUAUUCUGAAAGCCUGCAUUUGCUGCCUUUGGUGUCUAGAAAAGUGCCUGACUUACUUAAAUCAGAAUGCAUACACAGCCACUGCUAUCAACAGCACCAACUUCUGCACCUCAGCAAAGGAUGCCUUUGUGAUACUAGUAGAGAAUGCUUUGCGAGUGGCUGCCAUAAAUACAGUGGGAGACUUCAUGCUCUUUCUUGGAAAGGUCCUAAUUGUUUGCAGCACAGGCUUGGCAGGGAUCAUGCUACUGAAUUACCAGCGAGACUACACAGUAUGGGUCCUGCCACUUAUCAUUGUCUGCCUGUUUGCAUUCUUGGUUGCUCACUGCUUCCUGUCGAUUUAUGAAAUGGUUGUGGAUGUCCUUUUCUUAUGUUUUGCCAUUGACACUAAAUAUAAUGAUGGCAGCCCAGGGAAGGAGUUUUAUAUGGACAAAGUUCUUAUGGAAUUUGUGGAGAACAGCAGAAAAGCAAUGAAAGAAGCUGGCAGGGGAGGUGGACCUGAAGGCAGGGAACUCAAACCAAUGGCUUCUGGAGCAAGUUCAUCUUGAAGCGAGCCAGCCAUUAUGGAAACCAUUGACAUUCCAAAACAAUAUCUAUCUUACCUAUCUAUCUCUAUAUAUAUCUAUAUAUAUAUAUAUAUUAUUUAAAAAGCAGCCAAAAUCAGAGAAAAGGAACAGGGAUUUAAUACUUUUUUAAUGAUUAUUUUUGUGAAACAUGUACUCUUUUCAUACGGGUGGCUUUUACAAGCAACUUUUAUCAUUGCUCCAUUUAAAAAUCUAAUCAUUGUGGUUUGUGCAAUGUUAUGAUUGUAAAAAGAUUGAGAUAUUUCAUAAUUUAGAGAAAGAUAACAUAAUAUUUGAAAGGUAUUGUGCAAGAAUGCAAAUUUGAAAUAACAAGUGGGUCAAAUCAUUUCCCCUCAUAGUUAUUUUUAAUGAGCAUAACUCUUUAAAACUCAAUGGAUAAUGACUGUUUAGAGGGGACAAAUCCUUCAUAAAUUUUCUUUUCUUUUUCAGAACGGAAAUGAAUAAUACAUUAAUCAUGUUAGGUUUUGCUUGCUCUUUUGCAGUGGGAUGCUAAUAGGAUUCUCAAAGUUCAGCCUAUUCAGUUUUUUUUCUCAUUAACACAUUUGACAAUUUAUAUCUAAUGCAUUAAAAAAUAACCUAACCAACUCCUCAGGUAUUUAGAUAUUGAGACAGCCCCUGAAUCUGUGAAGGACAAACUAAAGGCAUAUGAGGGAGGACAAGUUUUAUAUGCAACUUUUGUCCUGUGUUACUUUAGUUUUCCCUUUGAAUUUAAUAUUGUCCUUUGCACUCCAUUGUUCUUUUCGACUACGCAAAUUCUUUUAAAUAAGUGGAUGAAUAACAGGCAUCUAAAGCUCAGCCUUAGCUAUGCUCUGUUAUUAUUCAUCCAUGACUACAUGGAAAGAUGCUAGGAGUAAAGAGAGAAGCUGUACAACUAUACAAAAAAGUACUGUAAGUCAUUUGUUUGUUUUUUCUUUACUAUUGACAUCAUUUCUUGGUCAUGUUUCAUUAUAUGUUUUGUAAUUAAUGGAGUAUAGUGGGAAAGAGCAGGUAAAUAUCUUCUUAAAAUGUCACUGCCUUAGUAUCUAUCAUAGUUCUUAGAGCCUCUGUACAUUCAUGCUCAUAGUACCUGAGAGCCACAUGAAUACUUCAGAAGCUUCCAGAAAGCAAUAUUUGUGUCUUUCUUGUCUUUCCACACUUCUAGAGUGUAACUGUUUAAAGAAAAAAAUAGCAUAUCUAAUUAUUUUAAGAGUAAAGUGGAUUUUACAGUGGCCCAAAUUGUGUGUUGAAAUACCAGAUCCCUAUUAAGUAUGGGAGGGAGAUAUUUAAACUGCAUCAAGGGUGCAGGUCAGGCUGUAGAUUCUUCCUGCCCUCACAAUAUUUCCCCAUGCUUACAUCCUGUCAGGGGAAGGAGAGGUGGAAGAAAAAGUGUAGGUGACAAAAGCGUUGAGCAAUCUCUAGUCCCCAUGCAUGCUGCACUUUAAGCCCCCCCCCCCCCUUUCUAGUGCCUAAAAAUUUAAUUCAGCCCUAUUCAUAUACCCAGGCCAUUUCUAUUAUUUCCCCUUUGUGUUGUAAAAACACAUAGGAAUAUCAUUUAGGUCUCUUAAUUCAAAGAAUUAAAGUUCUUCAAUCAUGUUAAAUGUCCAUUCUGGAAAACAUUUCUUACUUUUGGGGUUCAGUAGCAAUAGAAGUUUUUAUCAUGUGAUGAGUGAUGAGUUUAAAAAUGAUAUUUGAUAUAUAGUAGAUAUUUUCAUCUAGUUGCACCUGGUAGGUGAUCUUGAAACGUUUAUGUGAGUGGUUCUCUUGGUAAUGGGCAGAUUAAUGCCCUAAUCUUGUAAGAUAGUGCUCAUUUUUGAUCUGGAAUGUUGUAAUUUAAUUGUGUACAAUGGAAUGAAAUGAAGCCUUUCAAUUUUCUACUCCUGGUUUGCUUUCAAGACUUGGUCUAGUGGUCAUUCAUUGAAAAUCUUAGUGCCCAUCAGUUAUCUCUGAAAUGAGAUGAGUUGAGAGCCUCUAGAUAGCCAAACUUCCAUAUAGUCAAGCAUUCUGAUUAAUUUGAGAUGGGAUUAAGUGGCUGUAUAGAUUUUAGACUACACCUACCAUAUCCAUAGGAAUUGCACUGUCAGGGCCCUCUGGAGCACCUCAGUAGCUAUAUCCAUUAGAGAGAGUGGUUGGAAAGAAUUCAGGAUGCUGGCUGAUUCUUUAUGUAGAUACCAUAGAACAACAGGUGAGGUAGUAAUGCUGUUCCAGGAAAGUACAACAUUAAAUUGCAGAUUGUUGAUGUAAGGAGUUUCAUACUGGAACACAUUGAUUACACACCCAAAAAAUCACUACAUAUGGAAAGCUGACUUGUUAAGUCGAUUGUUAUUGGAACCCUUCUCUCAGAUGUGGUAUACUAUUUUACAUGCAGGCUACAGUAGACCAUCACAUUCACUGAGGUUAGGCACAGAGGACCGCCAAAGAAACGGAUUAAAACCCCUAUUAAAACACUAUAAUUUUUACCUGAAAGAACAUUGUAGGCAUUUGUAGAUACUCCAAUACUCUGUUCAGAAGUUGGUCAUAGAAUCUUGUAGAAGGACAAACAUCUAGCAAAGCAUUCUCCCUAGGAAUCUAUAGGUCCUCUAGUGCAACUUUGUGGUCAGAAUUCAACGGAAAUUGACAUAGGGACUCCUAGAAAGAGUACAUUAAUCAAAUCCUCGAAUAAUCAAAUCUGUAAAAGUCAAACACACAAAUAUGGGAGGGGGUGACCUUUUAGGGGAAAAUGUUUAACUGUAAUGUUCCCACAUCCAAUGCCCUGAAGUAAUAUAGUUACCGAACAAUUUUGGUCAGUUCGUCUGUUAUUUGUGUAGGCAAGGCUAUUGAGCACAGCCUGUAGCCCUCCAGGUUUUGGAGUUUCAACUCCCACAAGCCCUGGGCAGCUUGUCCAACGGCCAGGAAUUGUGGGAGCUGAAGUCCAAAACACCCAGAGAGCCAUAAGUUUUGCAGGCUUGCUACAGUGUAUGGAUAAAUCAUAACAGCAGAAACACAAUUACCAUUGCUUUCCAGAAGGUUCCAAAGUUUGACAGGGCUUGGUUCCUAUCAGCAUGGAUGGUCCAGAGGCCUUUUGAAGAGCUUCAUUGCUGGCUGUUGGCUUUCGUUUUAUCCAGUAACAAGACCUUGUCCAUAUUUUGUGUGUUAAAUUCCUUUCUUCAUUCCUGAAACUUAAUUCAUAAUGAAUGCUAGUAUUCCAUUGUUUGGCUUCUUGUAAUGGUAAAUGCUUACAGUGUAAUUGCAGAGAAUAAUUUCAUGAUCUGUUUAUGCUAUAUAUUCCUUUUUGUUACAAUUUUUUUAAGAAAACUAUUUUUGUUAAUGUAAAGUUAAAUAUUUCAGAGCAGAAUUUUUAAACUUUAUUGCACUAAAUGCAAAUGUGGAAAAGAGAGAAGUAAUGCCUCAAUAGUUGGAUCACUCCUUAAGAAAAUCUUUUUGAAAAAGAGAGCUGUUGUUCUAGAUAAGCUUAGCUAAACGGUUGCAAAAAUGGGUGAAGAGACACCCACUAGAGUUGAAUGGCCACCAAUUUUUUGUUUUUUUCUGUUUUGAUUUUUUUUUAACAAAUGGCUGUUUUGAUUCUGUGCUUCCUUUAAAGAAUCAAAUUUUUAAAAAUUGCUGCUGAAGAAAACAUAGCAUUUUGUAAUUAAUUGGUGGUCUUUGCUGUCUAACUAAAUGCUUCAGUUUCAUUUUUUAUCAAUCAUCUGACAUCUAAAUCUUUUCAGACUACUUGCAAUAAAAUUCAGGACAGUUAAGAAAAAAGCAGAACCCUUUCUUUAUCAGUCACAGAAACCAAUUGUGGAAGUGCAUUUUAAGACUAGCAAACUAGAUUGGCCUCUGUUCCUGCUAGCACCUUCAUGUCACCUGUUGGACAUGACCAGCUUGAAUAGUGAUCCUUCAUUAGGUCUGUUGGUUGAAAUGCUUGUGUGUUAGCAGGAACCAAGGCAUUAGUCUAGGCUUAAACUAGAGCACUGCUUUAAAUCUCUUUCAAUGUAUAUAUUACAUGUUACUGUAAGAAUAUUUAGGAGGAGAGUUAAGAGGAGCCUUAAUUUGGGGAAGGAAGUACGGUGGCUCUCCCAUGAAACUGGACUUCAGACAGAGUCUGCUUAAGUCAAUGGGUUUGGCAACAAGAGAAAGAAACCUGGGCUCAACAGCUUGAAAACCACAGACGCUGGAUUCCAAAGCAAGGAAAGUGGUGGGUCACUUACUGUGGCUCCACUGAGGUUAAUUCCCAUUAACCUUAGUUUCAGAAAUCAUCCUUCAAGACAGGAGGCACAGAUUUGGCUCACUUCGAUAUCAUCAAAACUCCUGCUUUGCCAGGUUCCACAAGCUUGUGUUUCCUGCUUUCCCUUAGGAAGAGAGAUGAUUUUUGGUUUGAACUUGCAACUAGAAUUGUAAUCAGAAACAAAAAUUUUGUAUUUUUGUAUACCUUGAUUGUGCAGCAUUUUUAUAUACAGGUCCUGUUUUACAAAUAAAUUUGGUUUCUUAA
Molecule: messenger RNA, 6897 nt
Organism: Anolis carolinensis (green anole)
Lineage: Eukaryota; Metazoa; Chordata; Lepidosauria; Squamata; Anolidae
Gene: slc44a1
Product: solute carrier family 44 member 1
Exons: 16
Coding region: 450-2414 (654 amino acids)
Biological process (GO): transmembrane transport; choline transport
Cellular component (GO): plasma membrane
Molecular function (GO): choline transmembrane transporter activity; cysteine-type deubiquitinase activity
Source: RefSeq, a predicted model, not a curated record